GGGUGUCGGUAGUUAAAGCCGCGCGUGCACUGGUUACAAUCCCCUUAUGACAGAUAGUAAUGGAUUAACGGUGUAAAUGUCGUGAUUACAGCGCCGCCCGGAGCCCGUCUCGCCGAAUGGCCACGCUGUGGUCCAAGAUCUCUGCCGCCCUGCCUCGCGAGGAGGACGAGUUUCCGCUGCAGUUCGGCGACAACGUGGAUUCCAGCGUGGUGGAGAUGCUGAAGCGGUGUCGGCGGCAGCUCUACGGCGACGCCGACGCCGCCGGCCGCGCGCUCAACGCUCAGAUCGUCGUGGACGUUUCGUGGGAGAAGCUCAACACGGGAACGUGGCGCCACGUGGACAAAGAGUGGAGACGCGUCUAUUCCUGCGGCUGCCUGUUCAAAGCGGCCGCGCUGUGCCGCGACGACCCGUCGGCGGACGAGGUCCAGCGGGCCGUGAGGGCCUGUGACAUGGGUUUGCUCAUGGGCGCGGCCAUCAUGGACGACGUACUUCAGGUCAUUGUCCGGAUCCUGCGGGAGGUCAGGAAACCCACGGAAUCAGAAGAAGAAAGUGAACACGCCGACAUCAAGAGAAUGAAGACGGAGAUCCCUCGUGUUCCCGUGAUCAACGAGGAGACGGCGAUUCCCCGGAUAAAGUGUCCUUCGCUGGAGAGCUUUAGAACCAACUACCUGCUCCCACUCAAACCAGUGGUUCUGGAGGGGACCAUUGGGCACUGGCCCGCCCUCAACCAACACCCCUGGAGCAUCGGCUACUUGAGGUCCGUGGCCGGCUGUCGGACGGUUCCCGUGGAGGUGGGCUCCAGGUACACGGACGAGGGGUGGUCCCAGACGCUGCUCACGGUCGACCAGUUCAUCGAUCGAUACAUCUCCAAUACGGAGGGAGUGAAGGGUUACCUCGCUCAACACCAGCUGUUUGAUCAGGUACCCGAGCUGAAGGACGACAUCCGCCUUCCGGAUUACUGCUGCCUGGGCGAAGGAGACGAGGACGACAUCACGGUGAACGCGUGGUUCGGGCCCGGAGGGACGGUGUCUCCUCUCCACCAGGACCCUCAGCAGAACUUCCUGGCGCAGGUGGUGGGAAGCAAAUACAUUCGCCUCUAUUCCCCAGAGGACACCGACAAGCUGUACCCUCAUCAAUCAAAGCUCCUUCACAACACCAGUCAGGUGGAGGUGGAGAAUCCGGACGCCGGGCGCUUCCCGGAGUUCGCCCGCGCUCCGUACCUGGACUGCGUGCUGCAGCCCGGAGACGUGCUGUUCAUCCCCGUCCGACACUGGCACUACGUCCGCUCCUUGGAGCUCAGCUUCUCCGUCAGCUUCUGGUGGUCGUGACUGCGGAAAACAACAACAACAACAACAACAAAAAGUUUGGUUUGUUUUUAACUUGAGUGGAGCUUGUUUUUCUGUGGAGGGAUUUGUUUUUUAAACU
Messenger RNA from Pseudoliparis swirei, 1425 nucleotides. It is a transcript of the gene kdm8, whose product is annotated as lysine (K)-specific demethylase 8. Gene Ontology annotation, molecular function: histone H3K36 demethylase activity. Gene Ontology annotation, cellular component: nucleus. NCBI's taxonomy places the organism in Eukaryota, Metazoa, Chordata, Actinopteri, Perciformes, Liparidae. The record is from RefSeq and is a predicted model, not a curated record.